UACAUGAGCACGCUUAUAUUAUCUAAAUCCGUUCACCCUUGCUACGGUUCGUAUUAUAAAGUUUUUUCUUACGUUGAAAACAAUCGAAUGAAUGAAUUAUAAUAAUAAUUAUUACGAAAGGUAACCGAUUUCCUUAAAGAUUCAGUAAACCAAUAAAAUAAGUAACGAUUAUGUGGUUUUUCUGACGUAAAAUAUAAUAAAGUAGUAAUUUAGAAAUGCAGUUCUCCUUCAAAAACGAUAAACUUACGAUAAACUUAGAUAAACUAUAAAAUGAUCAACUUUCGAAUUCUUCGAGAUGUUUCUCAUUGUUAUAUUCAACUAUGGAUGUCUCUAUAUCAACUUUAGUGAAUAAAUUGUUAUUGUUUUGUGAUUUAUUAUUGAACGGUUAUUGGUUAUUCUUCAAUGUGAACAAAAAAAAGUAUGCUGUACUCAAAACUCGCCAGUCAAGAAAACAGUGAUAUAGGGGUUCUGCCUUCGUGAUGUUUCCAAGCGGACUGAAAUUAUAGUGAAUGGUGUAUCUCCGAGUAAUUGGAACUAUAUGUCAACUAAGUCCUUACGCAAACUUAUCUCCUAUCUCCCCUAUCAUGUAUUGAGUGCGUAUAUUUCAGUUCUGUUAUCCCUAUUAACGAAUGAUUUUUCUUCAAGGUGGAAUUUGAAAUUUAUUGUCUAUGUAAAUUGGAAUUUUGUUCAAUUAUAUUUGCUGAUGCAUCUGUUUCCUGAUUUUAAAAGGCUUUGCAUAAAAUUAGAAGCUGUUCAGUAUAUUGAAUUUGUAGAUACGAAGUUAUUAUUGUGUACCGAAAUUGGUAGAAAUUGUAGCGCUUAUAUUCCACAUAAUUAUCCUGACGAUUGAGGCAUGAAUUUUAGUCCAAUGAUGACGUUUUCUAGACAAUUCUUGUUAAUUUGGAAAGGCAGAGAAAAGUUGGAAGUCGCUCGGCAUAAGUUCAGAGGAUCAUUGAAAACCAAAAAAAGAAACAAACUGACUUCUGAAAUUCUUCUGAUUCAUGACAAUACUUCUUCUCAUAGUGCUGCUGCAACCCAACGAUUCUUUGAAUAAUUUCAAUGGGACAUUUUACAAUCCCAACAUUGCGCCGAGUUGCUCUUCCAUCUUUUCCCUGAACUGAAGAAGCAGACAGGAAGGAAGCGUUUCCAAACGUCAAGAAUCUUUAAUUCAUUGGUGGCAACAUUUGAUGAAGAAGGAAUUGGAAAGCUUGUCUACUAGACAAAUGCCUCAAUCUUCAAGAAGACUACACCAGAAGUGAACACAACUUAUGGUAAUAAAUAAAACAGUGAUUCUUGUGUAUCGACCAUUCAGUAUUCUCAAACAAGCCAGUCAACUCCGGGUUCUAUGAAUUCGAACAGUAUGAUGGAAAUGCAACGGAUAGACAGUACAUACAGCACAUCCAGGAGAAAAAGAAAAGCAUCGUUCAGCGCAACAAGUGAUUUUGACGAAGACGGAGGUGAUGACAACAAGUCUGUUCGUACAACCGAUGAAAACAAAAAACAGAAUCACAGUGAAAUUGAAAAACGACGCAGAGACAAGAUGAAUACGUAUAUUACUGAACUGUCUUCGAUGGUUCCAAUGUGUCACGCAAUGUCUCGAAAGCUCGAUAAAUUGACGGUUUUAAGAAUGGCAGUUCAACAUUUAAAGUCAAUACGGGGAGCUGUCCACUCCUACACGGAAGGACAUUACAAACCAUCGUUCCUAUCGGACCAAGAACUUAAACAUUUAAUUUUGCAGGUAGCGGAUGGUUUUCUAUUUGUUGUAGGCUGUGAUAGAGGAAGAAUCCUCUACGUAUCUAAGUCAGUGUCAAAAGUGUUAAAUUAUUCUCAGGGGGAUCUUUUAGGUCAAAGCUGGUUCGAUAUACUUCAUCCGAAGGACGUGGCCAAAGUCAAGGAACAGUUGUCCUCAUCCGACUUGAAUCCAAGAGAAAGACUGAUAGAUGCCAAAACUAUGCUACCCUUAAAGACCGAUGUUCCUCCUGGAGUUACGCGAUUGUGUCCCGGUGCCCGCAGAUCGUUUUUUUGUCGAAUGAAAUGUAAAACUUCAAUUCAAGUCAAGGAAGAAGCUGACACAACAACCGGAUGCCAUCGAAGAAAAAAACAAAAUUCGGAUAAACGUUAUAACGUGAUACAAUGCACGGGUUAUUUGAAAUCAUGGGCACCGGCGAAGAUUGGUUUGGAGGAAAACGAAGCUGAGGGUGACGAUACGUGUAAUCUUUCUUGUUUAGUAGCCGUUGGCAGGGUGCUGCCACACAUAUCUUUGGUGGCGGCAAAUGCCCACGGUAGACCGAAAACCGUACCAAUUCAAUUCAUUUCACGACAUACUAUGGACGGAAAAUUCCUCUUCGUUGACCAAAGAGCAACAUUGGUUUUGGGUUUUCUUCCCCAAGAAUUGCUUGGAACGAGUAUGUAUGAGUAUUACCACCACGAAGAUAUUCACGCUUUAGCCGAGUGCCACAAGUGUGCCCUACAGAACAGCGAUCGAAUAACAACAAACAUUUAUAGGUUUAGGACGAAAGACGGGGGGUUUGUAAGACUACAAAGCGAAUGGAAAUCGUUUAAGAAUCCAUGGACCAAAGAAACCGAGUACCUUAUAGCUAAGAAUAAUUUAAUAUUGACUGAUUUGGAUACUGUGGAAAGUUCUGCUGAACCAACCGAUAAAGUACAAGACUACGACUUUUUCCAAACAGGUAACGGUCGUGAAAUUCAAAGAAUUAUCAACACUCACGUGGAAGUAAGUAAAAUAGGAAGGCAAAUCGCGGAUCAAGUGAUAGACUCACAAAGACGACAGGGUGAAUCAUCGUCCGAUAGCAGUCCCGAUCCUGAAUCAUCUCUUAGUCUAUCUAAUACAAAUUCCAAUAUCUCCACGAAUUUUCUUAACGAUCAACAAAGGCUAAACGAUAUCAUUCCCGAAUUCGCUAGAAACACGUCCUCGUUUAGCAACGUUAGGAACAACUUUCCUUUGUCCAAUGUCUCAAACGACCCAGUUCUAGGGAGCGGUGCCGAUGAAGAAAUAAUCGAAAUGAUGGAAGACGCGGUUAGGGAAUCCCCGGGUAACGGACCACCGACUGACGGGAACGACGAGGCCGCAAUGGCGGUUAUAAUGAGUUUAUUAGAGGCGGAUGCAGGACUUGGAGGUCCUGUAGACUUUUCUGGUCUACCAUGGCCUUUACCCUAAAGGUGCUUAGUUACCAAUAGUCUAUUUUUGUUAUUUAGAUGUGUAUGGAAUUACGACAUUGCAUAAUUAACAUUCAUGACAAAUAUUCAGUCAAAUCGUGCCAUAUUUUCAUACGAAAAUGAAUUUACUGUGACACUGUAAUGAUAUUUUAUUCUUAAAGGUAGUUAGAAAAAAAAUAGGAAAGUAUUUUUUAUAUAAAGUACUACAAAAUUUCUAAUGAAAUUAAUUAUUUCCUACGUUUUCUCGGAAAUUGUCCUUUUUUCCUAAUAUAAUAUAAACAUAUUAGAAAGACGCAUUGAUGUUUUAAUGUUUCCAAUCGUUUAUAUACAGGGUGGUUAGAAUGUAUAAUGUAUGUGCUUUACAUGGCAAAGAAUUCCAGUAAUUUGAUAAAUAAUAAUAGUCAAUAUUAUUAAUGAAAUGAGAUUAUUGUUACUGUUAUUAUACUGUGUGAUAUUAAUUAUAAAAUCUUAAUACUGAAGAUGGAUGUUGCUAAAAAAGUGUAAUAUGUUCUCUGUAUACGUAUUCCCAUAUAACACAUAUGUGUUUAGCUAGUACUAAAUGUAUACGUCUAAUUGUUUUAAUUAUACAUUGUACUAGCAAGUAGGAUGGGAGCAGAAAAAAAUACGUGAUAUGUACAAACUUUCUUUGCAUUACUUCAAAUAAAUUAAUAAAAUUUAAAUUUACUCUUCAAUAAUAUGAUACUGUUAACUAACGCAAUUGCUUUUUCAGUAACGUUUAGAGAAAUGCAAGAACAGUGUGUACAUAUAAGAAAAAAAAAAUUAAAUGGACUAUGAAUGUAAUUUGUGAAAAAUUUAAUGUCUAAUAAUCCCAAUGAUCAAUUCUCCAUAACACUUUUGUUUUCUAGAAAAUUGUUAUUUUAUAUUACUUAUGCCAAAAGGAAAACACCUAUUUUAAAAGUACAAAUAAAUAAAAGAA
Molecule: messenger RNA, 4114 nt
Organism: Agrilus planipennis (emerald ash borer)
Lineage: Eukaryota; Metazoa; Arthropoda; Insecta; Coleoptera; Buprestidae
Gene: cyc
Product: protein cycle
Exons: 14
Coding region: 1346-3178 (610 amino acids)
Biological process (GO): regulation of transcription by RNA polymerase II
Cellular component (GO): aryl hydrocarbon receptor complex; nucleus; cytoplasm
Molecular function (GO): DNA-binding transcription factor activity, RNA polymerase II-specific; RNA polymerase II cis-regulatory region sequence-specific DNA binding; protein dimerization activity
Source: RefSeq, a predicted model, not a curated record